GACACCGUACAUUCGCGGAAGUUUUGACAGCAGUUGUGCCUGUAUACUGUAGUGUUUCCAUGGCACUUUUACUCCACAUGAAUGUAACUGUUAUCGGCUUCAAGAAGACACAGUAACUUGACGUUUUUUUUCCUUUUUGUUUCAAGACUUUGAACAUGGAGGACGAAUGGGAGGAGGAGGAGCAGCUGGUUGUGGUGGAGCUCUCCGGCAUCAUCAGCAACGACUUUCUGUCCAAGUGCGGUGAUUCAUGCAAAAUACUGGAUAUCGACAGCGAGAAACCCAUGAUGCAAGUUGGACAGUAUGUAUUUGCAGGGGAGUAUGAAGAUGCUGUGGGAACAUCUGUGCUGUUUGAGGAAGGACCUCUGAAUGAGGAGACAGACAGUCCAGAGCUCAAAUAUAUGUGCCACACUGUGAAGAAACUGAUGAUGCAGCGCAUCUUCCUCACUGAGAAGAAAGAGGGUGAAACCAGUACAGGAAACGACAACAGCGCAGAGGAGAAAGACACAACCUCUCAACCCGAUUACGACUCAGAGGACGCUCAAGAACCGGAAGAGGCAGAAGCACAGAUGACACAAACAGACCCUGAAGACGCAGAAGUUGGUUGAUGGUGUCAUCACUAACGUAGUGUCGUCUGACUUGUCUGUAAAGGCGCGACUUGUGAGGUUGUCAGGGACUCACAACCUCACCAGCUCAUCACUAGUUUCUGUAACAGACUGUUCCAAGAAAGCUGCCGCAUUUGGACUGGAAGUGUUAAAUUGUCCAGCAAAAUGAGUAAACCUCCUCUCCAGAAGAAAGAACCAGAGAAUAUUUAAUAUACAACAGACACUUGGCGAAAUUACACCUGUUGCAAAGUCAUGCCUCUGUCAUUUAGCGUUUGAACCCAAUUCUUUCAGAUCCACAAUAGGUCCAGACAGAGGAAGGCAGUAGCAGAGGUAUGGUGGAAGCCCUCAAGGGAGCACCAGCCCCUGGGAGUCCUGUCAGGUUGUUUUGUCACAGUACCAGCUCCAUGUCAUAUUCCUACUGUUCAGUCAUUCAUAAAUAUCAACCAGGAAGAAAACUGCCUUGGUUUAAGAGUAAAGAUGUGUUCAUGGUGAAUUAAAUCAUCCAUACUUUCAAAAAACUGAGGUGGACGGUUCACCAAACUGAAGCAAUUGACUCUUGAAAAAGGUGUAAACCCAUAUUUUUUCUUGGGUUAUUUAUAGUAAAAUAGUGUUAAUAGUCAUUUUGUGUGUUUUAUGCAGAUGAUUUAGCUGAGCAAAAUAAAGGCAUUUCAAUUUGUAAA
Messenger RNA from Myripristis murdjan (pinecone soldierfish), 1282 nucleotides. RefSeq names its product general transcription factor IIIC, polypeptide 6, alpha (gene gtf3c6). Gene Ontology annotation, biological process: transcription by RNA polymerase III. NCBI's taxonomy places the organism in Eukaryota, Metazoa, Chordata, Actinopteri, Holocentriformes, Holocentridae. Gene Ontology annotation, cellular component: transcription factor TFIIIC complex. The coding region runs from base 156 to 605 and encodes 149 amino acids. The transcript is spliced from 6 exons. The record is from RefSeq and is a predicted model, not a curated record.